Molecule: messenger RNA, 1564 nt
Organism: Nomascus leucogenys (northern white-cheeked gibbon)
Lineage: Eukaryota; Metazoa; Chordata; Mammalia; Primates; Hylobatidae
Product: origin recognition complex subunit 6-like
Biological process (GO): DNA replication; DNA replication initiation
Cellular component (GO): nuclear origin of replication recognition complex
Molecular function (GO): DNA binding
Source: RefSeq, a predicted model, not a curated record
CGUUGCCCCGCGGCAUUCGCCGCAGUUGUUCGCUUUAGUGCGGUAGUCAUGGGGUCGGAGCUGAUCAGGCGCCUGGCCCCGCGCCUGGGCCUCGCCGAGCCCGACAUGCUGAGGAAAGCAGAGGAGUACUUGCGCCUAUCCCGGGUGAAGUGUGUCGGCCUCUCAGCACGCACCACAGAGACCAGCAGUGCAGUCAUGUGCCUGGACCUUGCAGCUUCCUGGAUGAAGUGCCCCUUGGACAGGGCUUAUUUAAUUAAACUUUCUGGUUUGAACAAGGAGACAUAUCAGAGCUGUCUUAAAUCUUUUGAGUGUUUACUGGGCCUGAAUUCAAAUAUUGGAAUAAGAGACCUAGCUGUACAGUUUAGCUGUACAGAAGCAGUGAACAUGGCUUCAAAGAUACUAAAAAGCUAUGAGUCCAGUCUUCCCCAGACACAGCAAGUAGAUCUUGACUUAUCCAGGCCACUUUUCACAUCUGCUGCACUGCUUUCAGCAUGCAAGAUUCUAAAGCUGAAAGUGGAUAAAAACAAAAUGGUAGCCACAUCCGGUGUAAAAAAAGCUAUAUUUGAUCGACUGUGUAAACAACUAGAGAAGAUUGGACAGCAGGUCGACAGAGAACCUGGAGAUUUAGCUACUCCACCACGGAAGAGAAAGAAGAUAGUGGUUGAAGCCCCAGCAAAGGAAAUGGAGAAGGUAGAGGAGAUGCCACAUAAACCACAGAAAGAUGAAGAUCUGACACAGGAUUAUGAAGAAUGGAAAAGAAAAAUUUUGGAAAAUGCUGCCAGUGCUCAAAAGGCUACAGCAGAGUGAUUUCAGCUUACAGACUGGUAUGCAUUCCAAACCAAAAGUACAUUGCCACCUCCAGGAAGACUUGACGGCUUUGGGAUUUUGUUUAAACUUUUAUAACAAGGAUCCUAAGACUGUUGCCUUUAAAUAGCAAAGCAGCCUACCCGGAGGCUAAGUCUGGGCAGUGGGCUGGCCCCUGGUGUGAGCAUUAGACCAGCCACAGUGCCUGAUUGGUAUAGCCUUAUGUGCUCUCCUACAAAAUGGAAUUGGAGGCUGCGCGCAGUGGCUCACACCUGUAAUCCCAGCACUUUGGGAGGCCGAGGUGGGUGGAUCACCUGAGGUCAGGAGCUCAAGACCAGCCUGGCCAACAUGGUGAAACCCCAUCUCUACUAAAAAUACAAAAAUUAGCCAGGUGUGGUGGUGCGUGCCUGUAAUCCCAGCUCCUCAGUAGGCUGAGACAGGAGCAUCACUUGAACCUGGGAGGCAGAGGUUGCAGUGAGCCGAGAUUGUACCACCGCACUCCAGCCUGGGUGACAGAGCGAGACUUGUCUCAUAGAUAGAUAGAUAGAUAGAUAGAUAGAUAGAUAGAUAGAUAGAUAGAUUAGAUAGAUGGAAUUGGAGCCAUUUUGCUUUAAGUGAGUGGAAGUCCCUCGUCUUAUUCAGAAUAUAAAAUUCGGUCUGAAUGGCAUCUUACAGAUUUUACUUCAGUUUUUGUGUAAGGUAUUUUUUAUUUGACUAAAUCAAUAUAUUGUACAGCCUAGGUUAAUAAAUGUUAUUUGUG